Tripterygium wilfordii is the source of this 1357-nucleotide messenger RNA. RefSeq names its product 3-oxo-Delta(4,5)-steroid 5-beta-reductase-like. NCBI's taxonomy places the organism in Eukaryota, Viridiplantae, Streptophyta, Magnoliopsida, Celastrales, Celastraceae. Bases 177 to 1301 code for a protein of 374 amino acids. The record is from RefSeq and is a predicted model, not a curated record. The transcript has a single exon.
UGCAUAGAUGUCGUUCUUUGUUUGCUUGAAAGAUAAAACACAAAUAAUACAGCUGUUAAACCUGUAAAAUAUUAGAAUCCAUGACCAGGACUGGUUAUAUAUGAUGCCAAUAGCUUACACUUGCAGCACAACUCACAAGCUUUAAACAAAAUCUGCUGUGCAAGUAUUUUCAAGCCAUGGAACAAGCAACACCUGAUACAUCAGUUGCACUGAUUGUUGGUGUAACAGGAAUGACAGGUUUGAGCCUCGUUGAAGGGCUAAAGAACCCGACAGCCCUUGAUCGCCCGUGGAAGGUUUACGGUGCUGCAAGGAGGCCUAUGCCGGACAGGUUUCCCUCUUCUUUGCUUGAUCGUUACUUAACCUUUGAUGCCCUCGACUAUGAAAAUACGUUUAAGGAACUCUCUCCGAUCGCCCAUGAAAUCACCCAUGUAUUCUGGGUAGCCUUCCAGCUCCAAGAAAGCGAGGAGGUUAACAUCAAUUUGAAUUCAAUGAUGCUGACAAAUGUACUUCAGGUGCUCAGAUCAGCAGUACCUUCCCGGCUAAGGCACCUGACCCUGCAAACAGGUACUAAACAUUAUAUGGGACCUAUAUUUGAUCCUUCACUAGCAAACCAGUUAGUUCAUCAUGAAUCACCUUUCCAAGAAGAUGUUCCUAGAUUGCCUUACCCCAACUUCUACUAUGCAUUGGAAGACCUAGUUGCUUCACAGUCAUCGUUCACCUAUUCUGUGCAUCGCUCGUCGAUAAUCAUGGGUGCAUCCUCAAGAAGCAUCCAUAACGGACUGCUGACAUUAUCUGUGUAUGCCAUUAUAUGCCGGCACCAGGGGUUGCCGUUUCGAUAUCCUGGCAAUCGGUACACCUGGGAGCACUUCUGCGAUAUGACUGAUUCACAGGUACUAGCAGAGCAGCAUGUAUGGGCAGCUGUUAGCAGAAAGGCAAAGAAUCAAGCCUUCAACUGCACUAAUGGUGAUUUUUUUACAUGGAAAAGCUUAUGGAAAGUGUUGUCUGAGAUCUUUGAUGUCCCAUUUGUGGAUUUCGAUGAAACGGAAAAGUUUGACAUUGCUGCAAUGAUCAAGGAUAAAGGAAAAGUGUGGGAUGAGAUUGUGGGGAAGCAUGGGCUGCAAAAGACUAAGAUAGAAGAAGUCACUUGCUUUGAUGCCCUCACUACAGUCCUGAACUUUGAGUUUCAGCAUGUUUGUAGCAUGAAUAAGAGCCGCGAAUUCGGGUUCUUUGGGUUUGCUAACACUCUAAAGAAAAUACCAGUUUGGGUGGAAAGAUUGAGGGAAAUGAAAAUGAUACCCUAAACACAAAGUCAAUACUUUAUUUGUUGCUCAGUAAUAUGGAAGGAGAUGCAAAUGGA